Molecule: messenger RNA, 805 nt
Organism: Pelagomonas calceolata
Lineage: Eukaryota; Pelagophyceae; Pelagomonadales; Pelagomonadaceae
Source: the annotation of a GenBank genome assembly
CGACGGCUCGUCGAGGAGGGAGGGAGGGACGACGGCGUACGCGAUAGUGCUUAGCUCGCGACGCGCCACCCGUGGCAGUUCGCUUUCCGCUGCACGCACCUCUGCGUUGACCACCAGCACACCUGCCGCCCCAGGAGCACGCCCCCAUCAAGGAUGGCCGACGCCUACGCCAAAGUCAAGAGGGGCGGCCUGAAGCUCAAGGGCGGCAUGAAGAAGAAGCGCAAGCGCGAGCGCGCGCCGAAGGCACCGGAGGCCGCCGCGCCCGCCGCAACACCCCAAGAGGACGACGAGGACGAUUUUGUCGUCGCGGCGGGCUCGGGCCGCAUCUCGUCGUCGGGCACGGCCGUGCGCGGCCACGACGGCACGCGGUUCAUGGCGGAGCUGCGGGCCGGCGACGCCGUCGUCAUCACGCACCCGACGACGCUGACCGAGGAAACGCGGAUUGUGAAGAUGGUCCUUUCGGACGUGAGCAUCGCCAUCUCGUCGGCCUUCUCGUCGGAUUUGGUGUCGACGACGGCCUUCCGCUACGUCGCGGCGCCGCGCGUCGAGCAGUCCGCGGCGGAUAAGGAGCGGGACGCGGCUCAACGACGCGUGCUCCGCGAGGACGGCGCCGUCGGCGACUACGCGGGCGGCGGCGGCACGACGCUGGUCUACCGCACGCGCAAGAAGGGCGCCGUCGGCGGGUCCAACGGCUGGAAGAUUGUGACCGAGAAGCUCGCCGAACCCAAAACGCGGACGGAGCUGCUCGAGAUGCGCUCCAAGUACAAGAGCGACCGGCACUGCGGCUAAGUAUGUUCUCUCUGUC